AUCCAACCAUCCAUCUUUCUUGCUUUCUUUCUAUAAGUUCCACAAGGUAGUUCAGCUUCAGCCGUGCCAGGUACAAUAUACUGUGGGGCAGAGGCAGAGAAAGUGACUCUAUGCGUUAAAUAUGAAAAUAUAUAAUGGCAUAAUGUGUUCAGUAUGCAUAGUUGAAGGAAACCAUAUGAAAGCGGGCAGACAAAGAACCUUCUGUGUUUUCCACUCGUCCACUCCCCCUUUCCCCCCGUUCACUCUCCGAGACUGGAGAGAGGAAGAGGAAGAGAGGGAUCGAGAGAGAGAGAGAGAGAGAGAAAGAGUGGGGAAAGAGUGACAGAAUGCAAGAACAGAAGUGAUAGAGAGAAAGAGAAGCAGGAGAAGGAGAAGAAAAGAACGCGGGAAGAAAGGGAGUGAGGGAGGAAAGAGGAGGAGGAGGAGGAGAAGAACAGUAGGAGGGUCUGGUGAGGGGGCUGAACGAACAGGCUGUCAUCUCCAUACACACACACUUACACAUACACACACACACACACACUGCAGAGUGCAGGAGAGCUCAGGUGAGAGAGGACAAGUAGAGGCCAUUCUGAGUUCUUCUCAACUCCAAUGGAAUUUUUGUAGGACAUUCAAGCCAAAAUAGAAGUUCAGACACCCUACUUUGUCUGGAUAAACCAUCUGCCUCAGCUGCCUCGUCUCAUCGGACCUAAUCUGAAGAGAACAAAUAAACCAUCGCCAUCGGCUUUGGCUCUGAUUGAAGGAGCACGGACCUCAACGGAACCACCCAGAGCGAAUCUGUCAACAGCGUGAGGAUACGGAGGGAUUAUAGCAUCAGGGAUCUGUUUAUAAUACUAAUGUAUACGAUAAAUCCUUGUUGAAACGAGAAUGCUCUGCUCUGUUCUGAGCGCUGACAUCGGGAACGUUUGGGUGACCUUUCCAGCUGAAUGGUGGUUUCAUGUUUGUGAGAAAUUACAGGAAGCUGUGAAACGUUGCCUUUCUUUUCAGACAUUGUUGAAAGAUUUCAGCGGCAAGGGGCGUGCACGUGUCUUUUGAGGAGCGCAGCCAACCUUCUGAACGUCGCUCGGCUUUGAAGGGGGUCGUUCAGGGACUGGGAGACUGGACUGAGAGAAGAAAGAUAGAAAGAAAGAAAAAACAGACAGACGAAAGACAAAUUUCUGGAUCGUUUGUUAAGGAAAACAGUCCUAAAACUGAAGAUCGGAUGGUGUUUCAGCCUUCGCAUCGCGAAUUGUGAAAUUUCCUUGGCGUUCUUCCAUGGGAACGGAUCCAGGGUGCAUUAGAGAGACUCAGAGUGAGAGUCUGUGGGAGAGUCGGCCAUGACGGUCCAGUUAGAGCUUGAGUAAUAUCGUGUGGAGUUUAACGCAAAGCAAACGCGUGGCUUUUCAACACAUCUCUAUCUCCUCGGACGGAUUACUCCAGAGAGAGAGAGAGAGAGAGACCUCUAAGCAGAUGUAGUGGGUGGAAGCUUUUUUUUUUUCCUUUUUUCCCGCAAGUCCAAAGAGCUAGAAACCCCCCUCCCAUCUGAGCCACUCUGACCUCCAGUCAGAAACACAAACACAAAGCUUCGGUCAAGCCUGGACAGGCAGAGAAGCAAGCAGACGAGACGCUACAGACCACAAGACGCUUCCUCGCUCUUAAAACUCCUAAACUAAUAACCUCCGCUGAACUUUCUCCAGCCUCGGGCCAGGAGGAAAGGAUGGAGCAGGAGCACGACCCCAUCAGGAGAGGUGUCAGCUGGUCAGGGCCCGGGGCUACCACGCUGACCACGCUGGGAAGAGCCGAAUUGCAGGAAACCCACGAAGAAGUGAUCUCCUGUGGGGAAAGCGAGGACAGGACUAGCCCUCAUGGAUGGGAGAAGGAGAAGCACAGCUGGGUCAAAGUGAAGCCAGCCCUGACCUCUGGCUCCAGCCGGCUGGGGCGCAAAACAAACCUCAGCCGAAGUGCCAGUCUCUCAGAGAAGGAGCUGAAGGAAGCACGAACACGAAGUCAGAUCAUUGCUGCACAGCUGACCAUUUCGUCCAACCCCAACUCCAGAGGCGUCCAGCUUUUUAAUCGACGGAGACAGAGGGUGAAUGCCUUCACAUUAGUGAGUGUAGGAGGAGGAGGCAACAACGAGUCCAGGAAUGAACCGUACUCUCCUGCUUCAAGCACAUUGACAUGGGACAGAGACCACUCGCCUGACAACCAGUUCAAAGACUCACAGAAUCACAGACGCAGUCAAACGCAAGUCCUGCAGGGACGUGACAUGGAAGCAGGGGAGGUAGAGCGUGAGCUGGCAGAUGUGGAGGACAGUGCAGGAGACAGACACUUUCUCCCUGUAAAUGAGAAGGAUGAGGAGAUACUUGAAGAAGCAAAGGAUGAGGUUACCUCUCUUGGCGACAGUACCACUGCAGUUCUUGAUCAAGAUGAACGAGAGGAACUGGAAUUAAAAGCAGAGGCUUUUAAAGACAUGCCGAACGGCUGCCACAGCGCACAACCCAAUGGAGAUGCAUCCAAGCCAAUGGCAAAGCAGCCAACCAUCGUGAACAGGACAGCUCGACCCUUUUUCUCUCCAGCCACGGUGACCAUGGCUAGUUCUGGGAGUCCUGCUCCAGACAUCCCUCCAGCACUCUCCUACUCAACUCCUCCACUUACCUCUAACCAGGUACCACUCAGCAGUGCAUAUUCUGACCCACAACCACCAACCCGUGUCGAUCCACCUUUCCCAGUGUUAUCCAGACCAGCGUUCUCCCCUCCACCUCCUGCACCUUCGUACCCAACCCCUCCGCUUCCCACCUACAUGAGCCCACCUCAGUCUAUCCAUUCAAACCCACCACCCUCCACCAUGUCUGUCACAUCACCUCCUCCCACCCCCACCUACUACGCUCCCCCGACUGCACCUCGGCCAUUGUUUGUCCCUCAGUUCUUGAGCGAGAGAAGGUCGCUGACUCCCAUUCGUACGGGAAUUCUGGAUGAAGGCGUUGUGCGGAGGUCCACGCGCAAGUCCAUGUUCACGUUUCAGGAGAAGCCCAAGUUAGCUCCAAACCCUGAGCUUCUGUCACUGGUCCAGGGGACAGAUCAGAUGAGAAGAGGGAGGGGACAACCAGAGCCACAACAGCCAGAAGAGGAGCUGCUUGCCCUUGGUGCAGAGGCCUCCAAUUUCCUAGCCAAAGAUGGGGGCGGAGUGGAGGAGGCCUUGGUGCCAGAGUGGGCCUCCACACUCAAAAGCUCAAGGACUCGCAGCAGGAUGGAGCACAAGCCAGAGCAAGCCCUGACUGAUGCAUCUGGUAAGGGAGCAGAGCUUUUUGCCAAGCGUCAGACCAGGAUGGAGAAGUAUGUCCAUGAACACAAAGCCGGUCCGAGGUCUCCUUCUCCGACUUCAUCCCUGCCUCCUUCUUGGGUGUAUCCAUCAAACAUGCCGGGUCGAGUCAAGGCUAUCGUCAGCUCUUCCAAUAUCAGUGCAGAGAUUACGAAAUCUCUCAAAGUCAAGCAGGCCACGCAGAAGAAGAAUGUUCCAGCAAAGAUACAAGUAUCUAUUCCACCUCCAGUGCCAGAAACCCCAGCUUUGGAGAAUGGCUGCAGCAGAGUGGAAAUGGAACUGUCUAGGCACCAACCGUACCAGCUCAGUUCCUCCUUGUUCAUCCUUAACCCAACCAAGGACCCCAUGAGCACCCUUCCAAAAGCAGCACCACCACCAAAACCUGUACUGGCUGGAUCCUCCUUCCCCAGACAGACCUCUCUCCCAGCAAGCCCCAUCACCACCCAGUACAGUCCCUCAGCUGCCUACAUAUCUGCCCAUUGCUUCUCACCCACCAUGAUGCCUCCAGGGUCCAUGAGCAGUGGCCUCCAGUCAACUCCUGUGUCAGGUUUAGCGCCAGAACGUGUGGCUUCACCGAGGUCGGCUGCACAGGCACCCAAGCCAACCUUCUCUGCCAAGAAAGCUGGAAUUGCCCCACAGGUUAAGGAAGAGUUACCAACUGCAGCUCCAUCCAGCCGCUCAAGCACUCCAACGCCCUGGACGCCCAACCUUUCACGCCGCCUCAGCAGCCCUGAGGGCCCCUCGAGUCCAGUUUGGUCCCCCACCAGCCAUCGCAGCACUUUGGUCACCUCCCCACCCCCUAGACCCAUCCAUAACCGAGUGACAUCCUCCCCAUCCCCUUCUUCAUCAUCCCCAAGACCCUUCUAUGAUCCGGUUACCUUCUCACCAACCCCAAAGUCAAUCAAAAACCCCAUCACCUCCCCUACAACCCCAAGAGCAUUCCAAAACACCAACCCAGUCCCACCAUUCUCCAGGCCUGUCAACAACCGCACUGCCACGUCUCCAGUGUCUCCACCCUGGGAGACAAGGUGCCAAUCCCCCAUCAGCCCCCAGGACACCAAGGCCAAUCACCGCCUCCUGGCCAAGAACAUCAUCAAUGCAGCCAAGCGGAAAAACAGCCCCUCACCUGGGGCUCUAAGUGGACACAGUCUUCCUAUGUCACCUGUAAGCAGCAGCAUCCUGCCCUUCGAACACAAACCUGUGAGUCCAUUUCAGUCUCGCUCACUGGGGGCCCAGUCCCCAACCUUCACCAGCCCCCCGCCUACUCCUACAGGCAUGGUGCGGUCCCCCCUGCGACUCUACAACACCCGGUCGCUCACCGAUUCUGAUGCCUCGCUGGAAUCCGAGGAUUCGGGUGUGCGUUCAUCUGGGGUGCGCAGCUACAACACCUGCCCACGUGGCUGGACUGGGAGUCUGAGAGUGAAAAGAGGAGGAAUGUCCGAAGACCUGUAGGAUGAAAGGGCUAUGGGAGAUGACAAACUGAUGCUGGAUGACAAACUGAUAAACUGACAAACUGGCCAAGACAGUGGACCAAAUGUUGAUGGACCACCUGCAAUGGGCUUCAACUACCCUCUUGGAAAUGUACCUGCCUAAAGAGUUAAAGUCCAAUCCCAAACUUGCUAUGCUACCUUGCUACCUUGGAUGUUCCUCAGUUGCAAUAUCCUAAAGAAUAGACUUGUGUACCUGGGAUUAACCUUCUUGUCAAGUGACCAGGCAAAAGCAAACAAGACUUUAAGAUGUUGACUGCUAAACAUAGCUUCUUACCAAAUGUGGGACCAAACUUUCAUAGUCAAAUAUUGGUUGUACCAAGUGAACUAAAAUACCUGGCAUUCUUGUGAUUUAUGGGAACUUCAGUAUUGUUUUGAUAUCAAGCCUCAAACUCAUGUCAUUAUUCUACCAGUGCAAUUAAUUGUAAUGCCUCAAGCAUUUCACAUUUAGGUUGAAGCUCAAUGCAAGCAGAAAAGUUGAUUGGCCUUAUGGCCAAUGAAGUAUAGAACAAGUCUCAAACAGAUACAAGCUCCUGUCAGUACUCAACCUAUGCAGUUUAAUGAAACAUAUUUUUUUCAAAUUUGGGAUGGACCUUAACUCUGCAGGAAGGUUGGAUAACUUGAUGGCCAAUGGAGUAUAGAACAAGCCUCUAACUGAUGCAAGCUGUUGCGAGUACUCAACCUUUUUGGUUUUAUGGAAUGGAUUUGUACGUUGUGUUUCAGAUUUGGAUUUGAACUCUACCCUGCCCAAAGGUCCAAAGGGCUGCUGGCCAAUGGAAUACAGAACUUGUCUGCAACUGAUGCUACCUUUUUAUGUCAAUGGGACGGAAUUGGAGCUAGGCAUCAAGCAAGUCAACAAGCCCUUAGUAUGGUUCAGCUUUGGGUUGGACCUCAACUCUGUAGGGAGGUUGAAAGGGUGGAUGGCCAAUUGAGUACAGAACAUGGAUUUGGAAGCUGGUCAUCAGACAAGAUUUGGGUUGAACCUCAACUCUGCAGGAAGGUUGAAAGGGUUGAUGUCCAAUUGAGCAGCGAAUGGACUAUAAACUAGAGACUCUUGGGCCGUUCUAUUCCUGCUGUUUUAAUUCCAAAGUGGCCUUUAAUUUCAGAAUGUAAUGCUGGAGUUUGGGAUUUGCUAACUGCCAGUGUUGAAGACUUGGGUUUAUGAAGCAAUAAUGAAAAUACUUUAUCUUCUAAUUCAGUGGCAUUCAGUCCCAGUCAUCAAGACACCAACUUCACCCCUUUGCUUUGUGUUUUACCAACUCGUACACAUCUGAUUUAGCUCUUGAAGGGAUUGGUAAUGGGCACUUUUGCACCUGAAGACAUUUCUUCAAUUCCUUUGCACCUUACUGUAUACAGUCAGCAUGCUCAUGUGGUGUUCACACAGGCGAAACAUGGGCUAAGUGGGUUCCCAUGGACUUUGAAUGGAAACCAAGUUGGGCUUCCUAAUUUGGCCCCUAUUGUUACAGUCAACCUUAAUUCAUGGACAAAAGUUUAUGGUCUAAGUGUCUAAAGUUGGGCUUUUCUUACAAGCCCUACAUAGGUAUGUUACACGGGCAGUUAUUUUGAUAAUCUAUGCAGUACAUGGACUGGAACAGUUCUUAACCAAAGACAUUCCAUUGCUUCUAGUGACCAAAGAAAUAACCAACAUGCAAGAACCUUCACAGCAGUGCUAGAAGGUCUUAUUUUCUGUGUUGUCUCUUCUUGUAUAAUUCUAAAACAAGCUUUUUUUUUACAUAGAGUUGCUUUGCAAAGAUUUGAGAGUACAAGAACGUAGUUUGUGGAUGAAGUUUUGGGUCUGACACAAACCAAAUGUGGAAGGAAUCUAUUGGUACAUAAUGGAUGAUUGUCGUUUUUGAAAGUUUAAUAGGAUAAUAAUAACGAUGACAGUUGACAGUUGACAGUUCACUUUGGAUGUCAUGAAUGUUGUAUAUGAGUUACAGUAUGUACAAAGUUGAUGUGAGCUGGUGUUUAAACAAGGGAUUAUGGCACUAUGCUUUUCUUUUUUCGAGUGCAAACCAUAUGGACAAUGCUGGUGACUUGCAAUUUAACCGAAAACUCUGCAAUAUACUGUUUACAUGCCUAUGUGUCUGUAUAUACUGAUGAUUUUACCAUUCACAAUGCUUAAAAUAUGCAAAAAAUACAAGGUAAAGCAUUAUCGGGAGAAUAUAGAACUGAGUCUAGAGGCUUGCAUACUGAAUUACGUCAUGUAAACUGUAGAAAUAAAAAAAACAAAACAUAAUGGACUACAUUGCUAGAGCCUGUAAUUCACUUUGCCUAGCAUAUUACGGCUAAAUAAUGCACUUCAUUCACAUAAUGUUAAAGUUAAGAUGAGGGGGGAAACCAGUUUUAAUGGAAGUCAGACAUUUGGGAUAAGAACUUUUGGGAGGUUAGAGACCUGUAGAAGCAUUGAGCAAAAUAAGCCUCGGGUUUGGAAGAUAUUAACCAACUUGCUAGUGGAAUAUUGGUAUUAAUAUUAAUAUUUUAUAUUAAUUUACAAGGCCAAUUACCUUAUCAUCAUUAGGACUCCCCCUAUAAUGCCACAAAACCAGGAGGGUGAAGACUAGCACAUGCCUCCUCUGAUACAUGUAAAGUCAGACUCCGCCUCUUUUUGAACUGCUGCUGAUGCAGCAUUACUGAAUAGCAUCACAGUGUGCUCGGAGGAAAGCGCAGCGACUCGGUUCUGAUACAUCAGCUCACAGAUGCAGCCUUGUGCUGAUCCACAUCACCCUUUGGAGUGAUGUAGGGAUAGAGCGCCAUCUACCCAUCUAGAGAGAGAGCAAGACCAGUUGUGCUCUCUCAGGGCUCCGGCAGCUGAUGGCAAGCUGCAUGACCGGGAUUCGGACCAGGGAUCUCCCGAUCAUAGUGGCAGCGCUUAACCUCUCAGACCACUCGGAGCCUGGUAUUAAUAUUAAUAUUAAUAUUAAAUAAGUAAAAUCGUACCUGUUAAGGUUGUUAUAACCAAGUUGGUUGAGAAUAAACAGAUUAAACAGAAACAAAUUAUCAUUGCUAUUAGACCUUCAUCUUAUGCUUUACACAUAGUACCAAAACUUUAACUAGCUAGUUAGUUAGUUAUCUAAAACUGGGGCUUCAAAAUACUUCAGCUAAAUUUAAAAGACCAGAAUGAACACUGUGGGAAACAAUUAGCACUAGCCUUUAUUAGCAAUUUGCAUUAUUACCAUUUCUGAAUGAGUGGAGGCAAAAAGCUGUAUGUUAGGACACAAAUGGUCAGGCCAACUAUGACAAACACUAAGUGUAUGUGAGGGUAUUUUCUUUUAUUUGUAACUUCACUUUUUGCACUUUUUGUACUCGACAGCAUGCAUGCAACUCAGCUGGUGUACUCCUCACAGAACAGACUGGAUUCUUUUAGUGGGUUCUCUCUAAAUCACAGAUAAUGUAAUAUAAUUAUAUAAUAAGCAGUCAUAACUAAGAACUAAACAUUCCUCACAUCAUAUGUCCUGCAUUUUAAGAGGAACAUUCACUGACAUGCCUGAAAAGUCAUGGGCUGGGAGUAUGUAAAUUGAUCAUGUUGUGAAGUAUUAUCUAAUUAGUGUAAAAGAUCCUCCUCCGAUUUUCUAUAUUUCUGUUUAUAAAUAAUGGUAAACCUACUGUUACAGUACCAUAUUUUUACACUAUAAGGCACAACAAAUGAUUAGGUGCAUUAUACGACACUAAUAAGGAACAGAGGUGUCUUAAUGUUUUACUUUUAAUUUAGCAGGACUCACCGCUAAGCUAAGUAAAGCUAAGCUAAGUAAGCAAAAAUGUAAUUCUUAAAAAAAAAAAAAAAAACAUUUUCAAAUGUUUCAAGCGCUGGAUGUUAAUCUACACAGAUUUCUCUCCUGAAAAAAAAAAUUGGCUGAUUAAAGCACUUCCGUUCAUUUGAAGUAAGCUUAGAUUUCCAGAUUUACACUAAGGCUAGGUGCAGCAACUUUAGCAUUAGUGGCUAACUGAUAUACUUGGUUAAUGGUGGUUAAUGGCUAAUGCUGCUUUAGCAGGGGUUAAAUGCAACGGUUUUAGUUGUGCUUUAUAGUGUGUAAAAUACGGUAAAUACACUAAUUCCCAGUCUAAGCGUUUGUGUUCAUACUACUGCAUGAUGGGCAGCACUGCAGAAAACCUGGCCAUUCAAUGCAGAAGGUAUAACCUCACACAUAUGUCUCACAGCUCGGUGUUCCUCAGCUUCCACCAUGGGACAUGCCAAAAGUCUUGGGACACGACACUAGUUCCUAUCCCAUGAAAUGUGGCAUGUCAGUGUAUGUUGGCAUCCCAGGACCUCAGCACAUGCAAAAGUGAUUCUUCUCCUGCUCCUGGAGCCCCGACACUCUAUAUUGGUACAUCAGCAGAUUGUCCAGCACUUACUUGUCCACAUGUCCUGACUGACAGGGACACCAGCUGCAGGGUGACUCGGCUCCCGAGGCUAGAAUAUCCUCCUUGGUCUGAGCGACGCUUUUCAGCCCUGUGUCAAAACCAGCACACCCCCUGCUAUUCAUCCCAACUUCUACAAGCACAUUUUUACACUAAAUAUCACUUUUUUUUAUUUUUAUAUCUUGGACUCAGUACCCCGCUCUCAUACGUGCUGUAAUUUAUAAAUAAACACAAAUUAAACAUU
Molecule: messenger RNA, 9385 nt
Organism: Astyanax mexicanus (Mexican tetra)
Lineage: Eukaryota; Metazoa; Chordata; Actinopteri; Characiformes; Acestrorhamphidae
Product: synaptopodin 2-like protein
Exons: 4
Coding region: 1694-4747 (1017 amino acids)
Biological process (GO): positive regulation of actin filament bundle assembly
Cellular component (GO): nucleus; actin cytoskeleton; Z disc
Molecular function (GO): actin binding
Source: RefSeq, a predicted model, not a curated record